This is a messenger RNA of Lagenorhynchus albirostris (white-beaked dolphin), 2821 nucleotides long. It is a transcript of the gene SPINK5, whose product is annotated as serine peptidase inhibitor Kazal type 5. The record is from RefSeq and is a predicted model, not a curated record. Lineage: Eukaryota; Metazoa; Chordata; Mammalia; Artiodactyla; Delphinidae. The transcript is spliced from 26 exons. Gene Ontology annotation, molecular function: protein binding. Bases 74 to 2419 code for a protein of 781 amino acids.
GGUUCAGUCUUAGAGCACCAGCUGGUGAGCAAUGCAAGGAGCAGUCGUGUAACCAACUUACAUCGUCUUCAACAUGAAGAUAGCUGCAGUGCCAAUGCUUCUGACCCUGGCUCUUUGCCUCAUACAAGAUGCUGCCAGUGAAGGUGAAAAUCAGGAAACAUGCAAUGAAUAUAGGGCACUGAUGAAAAAUGGAAAACUGUUCUGUUCCCGAGAUAAAAACCUUUUUCAAAGCUCUGAUGGAAUAGUGUUCAUCAACAAAUGUGCCACAUGCAAAAUGAUACUAGAAAAAGAAGCAAAAUCCCAGAGAAGGGCCAGGCAUUUAGCAAGAGCCAGGGCUACUGCCCCAGCAAAGGAUAUAUGUAGUGAUUUUCGGCCUUAUGUGAAGGAUGGAAGACUUGGAUGCACAAGGGAAAAUGAACCAGUUCUUGGUCUUGAUGGAAGGACACAUGUCAAUAAGUGUGUGAUGUGUGCUGAGCUAUUCUUAAAAGAAGCUGAAGAAAAUGCCAAGCGAGAAGGUGAAACCAGAAUUCGACGAACUGCUGAAAAGGAUUUCUGCAAGGAAUAUGAAAACCAAGUGAGGAAUGGAAGACUUUUUUGUACACGGGAGAGUGAGCCAGUCCGUGGCCCUGAUGGCAGGAUGCAUGGCAACAAAUGUGCCCUGUGUGCUGAAAUUUUCAAACAGCAUUUUUCAGAAGAAAAAAAUAAAGCAGAUGAACGCCUGAGAAAGGCUAAAGAAAAAGUUAAAAGAAAUAUUCAGAAACUCUGCAGUGAGUAUCAGGAUCAUGCAAUGAAUGGAAUCCCUUUCUGUACCAAAGAAAAUUACCCUAUUCGUGGCCCAGAUGGGAAAAUGCAUGGCAACUUGUGUUCCAUGUGUCAAGACUUCUACCAAGCAAAAGCUGAAGAAAAGAAAAAGGCUGAAGCAAAAGCAAGAAGUAAAAGAGAACCUGGAAGAGUAGACUCAUAUGCACCGUGCAGACCAUACCUCAAGUUUAUGACAAAUGGAAUACUCCCCUGCACCAAAGAGAUUAACCCCACCAAGGGCCCAGAUGGGAAAAUGUAUAACAGCCCCUGCUCCAUGUGUGCGACUAUGCUCCAAGCAGAAAAAAAAGAAAAGAAAAACAGGGAAGAUGAAUCAAAAAAUAAAAGGCAAUCUGAGAAUACAUCUUCCUUUGAGGAGUUGUGCAGGGAAUACCGCAAAUCCAUGAAGAAUGGACAUCUUCUUUGCACUAGAGAGAACGACCCCAUCCAGGGCCCAGAUGGGAAGGAGCACGUCAACCUCUGCUUCAUGUGUGAGGCUCUCUUUCAACAAGAAGAAAGAGCAAGAGCAAAGGCUAAAAGAGAAACUGCAAAGGAGCUGUGCCGUGAAUACCGUAACUAUGUGAGGAACGGACGUCUUCCCUGCACCACAGAGAAUGACCCCAUCGAGGGCCCAGAUGGGAAAAUCCACGGCAACACCUGCUUCAUGUGUGCAGCCUUCUUCCAGCAAGAAGCAAAAGAAAAAGAAGCUGAAUCCAAAAGACCUAAGAGAGGAGCUGAAAAGGAUACAUGCAGUGAAUUUCGGCGCCUUCUGAAAAAUGGAAGUCUUUUCUGCACUCGAGAAAAUGAUCCUGUGCGUGGCCCAGAUGGCAAGACCCAUGGCAACAAGUGCGCCAUGUGCAAAGAAGUCCUCCAGAAAGAAGAUGAAGCAAGAAAGAGAAAAGAAAAGGAGAGAAAAGAAAAGGAAGAUCAGAGAAAAGCUGUACGGAGUGGUUGCAAACGUGGCAGAAGAGGGAAAGCUCAGGACCAAUGUGCUGAGUAUCGGAAACAAAUGAAAAAUGGACCACUCAGCUGUACUCGGGAGAUUGAUCCUGUACGCAAUGAAAAUGGCAAAUCAUACAACAAUAAGUGUGCCAUGUGUAAAGAGAAACUGCAAAAAGAAGCAGAGGAAAACAAAAAGAAUUCUCGGAACAGAUCAAAUGGGAAUGAAUCAGCAUUAGGAAAGGAUGUAUGUGAUCAGUUUAGAAGUCAAAUGGAAAAUGGACAACUUACUUGCACCCAAGAAAGUGACCCUGUCCAGGGUCCAGAUGGCAGGACACAUGGCAACAUAUGUGCUAUGUGUAAGGAAAAACUGGGAAGGGAAGCAGCCAAAAGAAAAACGAAAGAGCAGGACUACAUGACAAACACAGUUGAAAAGAACAAUGGAAAAGAGAACUCUGAGAUGUGCAAACACUACCGAGUAUUACCCAGGAUGGGUUACCUUUGUCCAAUGGAUUUACAGCCUGUCUGUGGUGAUGAUGGCCAGACAUACGGCAAUCCUUGCAGGCUCUGUCAUGAAAAUCUAAUACGCCAAACUAAUAUACGCAUACGCAGUGAAGGAAAGUGUGAGGAGAGCAACCCAGAAACAACACCUCUCAGCAUGCCAGCAUCUAAGAUUCUCUAAGAGAGUCUGGAAUCCCAAGAAUGAAUAAAAGGCCUGGCAGUCACAACUUUCCUGGAAAAAUAGACUGAAAAUCCUACUUUUACUUCCUAUUCUACGAGGUCAAAUGAUGAAAGAGUUGGUGAAAGCCAUGAGGGAAAAAUGUGUAUUCCAAUUCUGAAUUGCCUACCUUCACCAUCUGUAUAUACAAAGAAUUCUUCAGAGCUCGUCUUAUUUACUAUAGAAAACAAUACAGAACUGUUGGGGGAAUGGACUCACUGACUUUCAGUCUUUUCCAUCUCUUUCCUCCUAGAUUCUGUGAUCUGAGGGCACAGAGACAUCUUCACCCAGUCUGUGCUGUAGAAACCUCCUGAUCACAAUGCUGUCUGUCCAACUGCUUGUUCAAUAAAAGUAAACCCCGCAGAA